UAAGGACAUGUACACAGGGAGGAUGUAAUUCUACGUAAGAAGGUGCCUAAAGAACGGAUUAUAUGAAAGAAACUACGAUAACAAAAUAGCGUUGGACUGAAAUAGACACACAAUGGACAAAAGACACAAGGAAGGCGAGACAUCAGCAGUUAUGGAGAAGUUUGAAAUCAAGAUUGAACGCCCAAAGCCAAAUCCUCUCGAUGAAAUUAUUGAACUUUUAAAGAAGAUACUUGAUUGUUGUUUAUGUUGUGUGACCUGUGGCUGUUACCCUGGCAACACAUCAAGCAGAAGGUCAAGUACGUUCAAUGGAGACUCGGAGUUCAGUUCAGUAUUGAUGGACAAUGAAAGACAAGCUGUGCAAAAUCUGUUACUAUAUUUAGAAGAUGAGGAUACAAAGAAUCCUGUACUAGAUGAGAACCAUAUACGUGCUCUUGGCAUUCUUACAUUCUCAGACAACACGGAACUUCAGAAGUCAGCUGCUCUGUGUUACUCGGAAAUAAGUGAUAAAAUGAAAGUCCCAAUAACAAAUGCCCUAGCUGCACCUUUGGUUGCUCUGUUGAAGUCAUCAGAUGCCGAGGUCCUGAAAGCCACAACUGUUGCAAUCAGCAACUUUACACUCAACGGACCUGCAAUAAACAGACUGAUUCUGGUGGACUCUGGAGCCCUGAAGUUGUUAGUACCUCUCCUAUACAGUGAUGUGGUCGAGGUACAAUGUAAUGCCUGUGGCUGUAUAACUACACUGGCUACCACAGAUGCCAGUAAAAGACUGAUAGCCACAGAAAAUGGAAUUCCAGCUUUGUUACUUCUCCUACAGUCUACAGAUCUCAGAGUACAACGAAACGCAGCAGGAUCUCUUCUUAACCUUACUCAUAUACAACAAAACCGCAAUGAUCUAGUCAACGAUGGUGCAAUUCCAAUUCUAAUCCAGGUGUUACAGAGCACCAGCGAUAAUGAUCUUCAGUAUUAUUGUAGUGCCGCACUCAGUAAUUUAGCAAUUAAUGAAAAACAUCGGGCCAUGAUGGUUGCCGUUGGGUGUCAUGAUGUCAUUGAACAAAUGAUACGUUUACUAAUGACGAAAUCUGAAAGGGUGAAGUGCCAGGCUUGCUUCGUUUUACGAAAUUUGGCUUCAGAUGUUGACAAUCAGAGUUUGAUAGUGCAAUAUAAGGCGUUACCUGCCUUACACAGAUGUAUAAAACAUUCAAAAAGGGACACCAAGUCUGCCGCAAUGGCAUGUAUCAGAAAUCUCUCCAUUCACAAGGCUAAUGAGGGUCCAGUUUUAUCUACGGAGAUUUUGGGAGACAUGUUUGAUAUAUUAACAGACUCUUCAAUGCCAGAGGCACAAAGGCAUGCUGCAGGGACCAUUCGUAAUCUUUCAGUAGGAGAGCAUAUAAGGGAGCUUGCAGACCAUGGUUGUGUAGAGAAGCUUGCAGCAGUUUUGCUGGACAUUGAAGCUCGUAUAGCAGUUCUUGCUGAAGUUACAGCAGCAAUAGCAGUCAUGGCUGAUGAUGAUCAGGUAAAACAUAGGUUGUUACUGAUGCAUCAUGGGAAGGUGUUUGUAAAAUUGGUAACCAUGGCAACACUUUCAACAAAUACUGAAGUGCAAUAUAACAGUGCAGGUAUUCUUGGGCAGUUAGCAUUAACAGAAAUUCCAUCCCAACUGAAAACUGACAACCUCCAGGGUAUACUUCUAUAUAUCGACAAGUUUCUGAAGUGUGAAGAUUCCAACUUUGUUCAUAUAGCUCUAUGGACUUUAGUGCAGUUGCUAAAAGAUCCACUAUUUUUACAAGCUUUCAGAGAUCAUGAGAUUGAGCCCAUUGUAAACAAGUUGACUGGUUUAGACAGUCCAGCCACAGUCCAGGAACUUGCUUCCAAAGUAUUGAUGAAGUUAAGGGGAGAAUCUGACUCAAGCAACACAUCCAGCAGUGAAUGAAUCAAGUGAAGCUACUUAAAAAAAGUCUGUUAUGCAGUCUGUGUAUAGUAAAUCCAUUUACAUUUUAGGUCUGGGAUUUUUCAGGACUAGUCCUGGUUUCAGGUUUUCGGCUGCCUGAAUUUCCUAAUUUAAUUUAAUAAGAAACAGAAAAUUUCAGGCUUAAAAAUGUACAUUUUCAGGCCUUUUGCUUUUCGAUUGAAUGCCAGGCCUGACAUUAUGUGUAGUAAAUCCCUAUACAUGUGUAGUAAAUCCCUAUACAUCUGUAGUAAAUCGCUAUACAUAUGUAAGCAUCUACUAAAUAUUGUAGGAGUGGUACACUACACAUGGGUGUAAAUGAUUUCAAAUUGUAAAAUUAGUUGUUGCAAAUGAUUUACUUUGAAGUCACUUAAUUUUGUAGGCAAAAUAUUUGUAGUUUUGGCUUAAAUGGCUAUUUUAUAGGGUGUUAAAUUUGAGGAUGUCCAAAUUAAAAGAUUUAUUUUAUAGAACUUUUGGGGAUGUCCAAAUUAAAAGAUUGAUUAUACAGGACUUGUCUGUGCGAACCACAGUUAACUUCAUAAAAAAUAGUCCAUAAUGGAAAUUAACAAUUCUACAGAAUAAACAUGGGUGUCUAAACUUGGUUAAGAUUGGCUAUCUUUAAUGAUGAUAGGCAUUUAUUGAAGUGAAUAUUAAAAAUUCAUUCAAUUACAUAUGGAAAUGUUAAUCUUUCUGUCAGUAACACUUAUAUAACAGGGUAUUGUCACAUCAGUCGAAAACAUUUAUUUUUAUCCACUUGUGUUGCAACGAUGAAAUGUAUAUAUUAUGUAAAAAAUUAAACAGGACAAGAUUGAAUAUUAUGAUGAUAUUGCACCUGAUCUUAUUUCACAAGUUACGUUAGUUAUUUUAUUUAUCCCCCCGCCAAAGGCGAAUGGGAUAUUAGAAAUGCUCUCCGUGCGUGCGUGCGUCAGUCCGUCCGCAACGAUCUUUGUCCGGAGCAUUACUCCAAAAGUACUGGAGGGAUUUACUUCAAACUUCAUACACUGAUAGAACACAUUGGCAGGAAGUGCAGUGUGCAAGAACAAUAACUCUACCUUGCCUAUUUUUUGAGUUAUUCCCCUUUAUCAUAUUUUCAAAAAACAUUUUGUCCAGAGCAUAACUCCAAAAGUACUGGAGGGAUUUUCUUCAAACUUCAUACACUGAUAGAACACAUUGGGGGGAAGUGCAGUAUGCAAGAACAAUAACUCUACCUUGCCUAUUUUUUGAGUUAUUCCCCUUUAUCAUAUUUUCUUAAAACAUUUUGUCCGGAGCAUAACCCCAAAAGUAUUGGAGGGAUUUUCUUCAAACUUCAUACACUGAUAGAACACAUUGGGAGGAAGUUCAGUGUGCAAGAACAAUAACUCUUCCUUGCCUAUUUUUUGAGUUAUUCCCCUUUAUCAUAUUUUCAUAAAAAAAUUUGUCCAGAGCAUAACUCCAAAAGAACUGGAGGGAUUUUCUUCAAACUUCAUACACUGAUAGAACACAUUGGGAGGAAGUGCAGUAUGCAAGAACAAUAACUCUACCUUGCCUAUUUUUUGAGUAAUUCCCCUUUAUCAUAUUUUAUUAAAACAUUUUGUCCGGAGCAUAACCCCAAAAGUAUUUGAGGGAUUUUCUUCAAACUUCAUACACUGAUAGAACACAUUGGGAGGAAAAUCAGUAUGCAAGAACAAUAACUCUACCUUGCCUAUUUUUUGAGUUAUUCCCCUUUAUCAUAUUUUCUUAAAAAAAUUUGUCCGGAGCAUAUCUUCUUCAUGCAUGGAGGGAUUUUGAUAUAUCUUGGCACAAAUGUUUACCACCAUGAGGCGGAGUGUGUGCGCAAGAACCAGGUCCCUAGGUCUAACGUCAAGGUCACACUUAGAGGUCAAAGGAUACAAGAAUAAAAACCUUGUCCGGAGCAUUUCUUCUUCUUGCAUAGAGGGAUUUUGAUAUAACUUGGCACAAAUGUUCACCACCACGAGACGGAGUGUCAUGCGCAAGAUCCAGGUCACUAGGCCUAAGGUCAAGGUCAAAGGUCAGAUACAAGAAUGACUUUGUCCGAAGCAUUUCUUCUUCAUGCAUGGAGGGAUUUUGAUGUAACUUGGCACAAUUAUACACCAUCAUGAGACGAAGUGUCAUGCGCAGUUCCCUUCUUUAGAAUUACUUCCCUUUGUUGUUACUUUAAAUAGCUUUUAUUGUAACUUUUUCAUUUCUAGUCGUAGGGAAAAAUCGAGACCACUUCUCUGUAGUACAACAAGCAUGCUAAAUCCAAUUUUGAGGUGUAUUUUGACCAAUCUCUACCUGAUAAAGAUUUUUAUGUGGACUUGCAAUUUUUUUUUUUUUUUUUAAAAGAUUAACUUCCUUUAGUUGUUACUAUAAAAAACAUUAAUACUUUCAGACACUAACUUGCCAGGAACUUUAGCCUUCAAUUAUAAUAUGCCCGGCGGGGGAAUUAGCCAUGUCUAACAUGGCUCUUGUUUUGAAUAAUAGAAUCUAGUGCCAAUGUCUUCAUCAAGGGAAAUAUUUUUCAUCAGUUUCAAUUUCUUUGUACCAUGUGUUACAAAUAUGCAUCAUGUCUUACUCUUUAAUCAGUUAUGCACAAAAAAAUUAUUAAGAUUAUGGCAGGCAAACCAAUAUUGCGCUGUGAAUGUUUCCAGCUUGGCCUGAUCUGUAGGAUUAUCAUACAAUAAAUUGUUUUAUGCAGUAUGUUGAUAUUACUAUACAUAAAAAUUUAUUUUAUAAUUAUUUGCCAGUACAAUGUACUUAAUUUACAGUAGCAGUUGUGAUUAUGUGUAAACAAGGGCUGUGUAGAAUCGUUAAUUGCCAGUAAUUACGUAUUUAUAACAGUAACUAAAGGAAAGCUAAUUUUUUCUUCUUUUCAGCAAGGUCUUUCAGAAAUAGAAUGGUCUAGUAAUAGUCUUGAUACAGAGAAGUAAUCUGUUUCGCCUGAUCAUGUGACUGCAUACAAGCAUCCACUAUUUUUCAAAAUGAGAGAAUUUUGUUCUGAAGUUAUGAACAGCUAUUUUGUAAAAUGUCUUAAUGAAAAAGAGGAAAAGAAUUAAUAGUUCUUUUGUUUUACAAAAAAAAAAUGUCUCCAUUUAAGAUGUAAAAGUCCUGUCAAAAUAAAUUAACCACAACCAGACAUUGUUAGUAUGGCUGCUGCUGCUAGGCUGCAAAGUUUUCGCAAGUGAUAAUGGCCCUAGUUUUUACAAUGAAAUGAUAUUACUACCAAAUAAAUACUUUUAAAGUCUCAAUAAACACAACCUAUUCUUGAGUAUUUUGUUUUUCUUAUUUUGUUUAAAAAUGAAUAUUUAUAUAGAACUACUUUUGCAAAAUGGCUCAUUUCUUGACUUAUUAUUCCAUUAAGUAGUGUCUUCCUUAGAGAUGAAAUUAGAGGGAUAGUUAAGGAUUUUAUGAAAGAGUUUCUAGACCAUUCUAUUUUGGAAAUAUCCUGCUUUUAACGACCCCAAAAAAUACAAAAUUAUUUUUUGCAGUGCUUCCAUUAUUUGAAUGUUUUAACAACUUUUGUUAGAAGAAUACUAUUUCACAUUUAGCAGGUGUUAUGUACAACACCUAUGAAAUAUGUGUGCUUCCUGAAGUUAUAUUCUUUGGUUGAGACAAAAAAAAUCAUCAGGGUUGUCACUUUCCUUGAAAAGUCAGGAAACAUUUUUUUUCAAGGUCAAUGAAUUGUCACAGAAAUCUUGAUAAUGGUCAGUGAAAAAUGAAAUUUUAGAAAAGUCAGGGGAAAAUUAAAUUUCGGGUUGAUGUUUAAAAUGUUCAGUGGCUAUGGAAGUCUUCAAGCAGUAUUUAUAAGUAUUUCCAAACACUGUUUAAAAUGUUCAGUGGCUAUGGAAGUCUUCAAGCAGUAUUUAUAAGUAUUUCCAAACACAUUUUUGUGUAAUUGUGUAUUAACAUUAUUAAUUUAAAUAUGUUUAAAUCAUUUUCGUUUUAUGUUAACUUUAGAAUUUGGAAGAUAUCUGAAACAAAAUAAAUGUAAAAGAGUGGAUUGGAUGGCUGUAGGGGAGGAGGAGGCCGAAAAAAAUAUGGUUGUAAUGGUCAGUGAAAAAUAUGGUUUAGUUGGGGAAAAGUCAGGGAAUUUUAUUUUCUCAACUAAGUGGCAACCCUGAUCAUGGUUUUGUUCAAACACAUCACAGUGUACAUUUAUUUGUAAUUUUUUAGGUGUUAUAUUUUGUGCAUUGGUACAGUUUCUGUUUUACUUAUCUUAUUUUACAUGUUCUUAUUUUAUUUUGAUAAGUACUUUUUUACCUUUUUUAUCUGGAGAUCUGUGUGAGAUAAUACUUGAGGAAUUUAGCCAUUAUUCAGAAACUUCAUGAUCUGUAUCAUUUAAUGCUAUCCAUGUUAAAUUAUAGAUAUAUAUAUCUAUCUAUCAUUGUCAUUCUCUCAUUAUACCUAAUUUACAGAGUAAUGUUACAGUCAAAUUUUUUUUUUCACUCAAACUUGAUAGGAAAGGCAAAAUUAAUUUGAGUUAUAGUAGUUAAAGCCAUUCCACAAUAUACACUAUACAGGAACUUUGCUGAGUUCAAGAGAACGAAGUUUGACCGACAUCAUUUCAUACUCUGGUCGAGAGUUCAAGAUAUUGGUGUUUGAGUUUCCUUGGGUCUAAAAAUAUAUGUACAUUAUAUAGGCAUCAGAUGAUUUGUUCAAGCAAAUUGUAUAACUUGUUUUUUUGUCAGUUCAAAAAGAAAAUCACGACAAACCAUAUUAUGAAUGUGAUGGAUCAAACAUUAAACAGAUGUUGCCCCAACAUAAUUAGCACCUUUUAUUCUCCAGUGACAAUGAACUUGAAUUUGUCUUUCAACCAUAUUAUAUAUUUAUUUCCCACACAUAAUAACGUCCUUUUAUUUGCCUGUAAAUCUCAUUGAACAUGAACAGUUCUGCAUAAAAUGCAUUAUAGUGUAUAUAUUAGCCUAUACAUUACGUACCAUAAAUCAUUUACAUUCAGCACUCUAGUCUCUAUGAACAAAGAUGUAUGAAAUAAACUGAUCAAAAAUGUAAUGGUGGCAGAGGCAGUCAUAAUACAUGUAUCAUGGUUCCCUAUUGAAAAGCCCUAUCAUGAGAAUAUAAUAUGCUUAUACAAUGGAUUGAGAGUGUCUUGUCCAUUGUUAUUUAGGAUGGAGAGAGUAUUUAAACUUUUAUGGUUGAUUGAGAAUUUUUUAUCCAUUUUUAGGUCGACUAUUCAAAGAAUAGGGGAGCUAUCCUACUUGCCCAGGCGUCGGCGUGAGCAUUAGGGUUAAGGUUAGCAUGAGCGUCACACAAAUGUUAAAGUUUGCGUACCACCCCAAAUAUUUUCAAAGUACAUUGAGAUAUUGCUUUCAUAUUUUGCAUACUUGUUUACCAUCAUGACCCCAGUCUGUAAAAAGGAGGAGGCAACUCUAUCAAGCAUUUUGACUGAAUUAUGGCCCUUUUUUGACUUAGAAUAUGCUUAUUGUAAUGUUAUAGUUUUACUCAUAGCUUAUAUUAUACUAUCAAGCACUGAGAAUAGUCAAGCGCGCUGUCCACUGACAGCUCUUGUUGUUUAGAAUCAUGAAAAGAUUUUUGCUUUUGCAAUGGAUUUAAUCAGAUAGUUUCUUCUCCUAAUCCUAUUUAGGAGCUUCAGAGUUUGUGCAAGACAUGCGUAAUUUCCAGUAUGAAAUCCACAUUAAGUUGUAUAUUUGGAGGAAGGGGACAGUACAUGUGUACCUGUGGAAAGUCCACAUGUACCUGUAGUUACAAAUCGUAUUUACAUACCAGUGUCUUCAACCAAAUAUAGAUCAUUAACAUCAAAAAUAUUAAAUCUACAUUCAGAAAUUUGUUUCCUCCUGAUAUAGAAGUUUUACUUUGAAUAAAAAGUUUUUCAACAUGAAUAGCUUGGGAAAUUCCGUGUGUCGUUAAAAUUAUUAAUUUUAUUGGACAGACAUGAAAUUUCUUGAUUUUUUGUGCGAAUAUGAAUCUAAUUGAAAUGAACUAUAUGGGAAUGUUGUUUGUUUAUUUGUAUUUAAUUUUGUGGUUUGACUUGGCCACAAAAUCCACAAGAAUUUUAAACAGGAAGUAGGUGUGGUAAUUCCUUAGGGGUUUUAUUUUGCACUUAAAUAACCAGGUUUUAUUGACCACAAACAGCUUGGAGAAUUCCUCAGUGAUUUUUGGAACUGUUUUGUAAUGUUGUUACAAGAAUUUUGGAAUAGAUUUUCAGUAGUAGUUGGGAAGUUCUGUUGCAAGAAAUAUAGAACACAGUUUUUCUGGAGUAUUAAUUUGGGAUUUUUUAUUUAUAAAAUGUUUUGAUUUGAUUUUAUGUACAUUUGGUAUUGAAUUUUUCAGGGUAUUUUUUUAACAAUAAUUUAGGUAGAUCAGUGGAACGGAUGAGCACUUUUUAUGCCCCCGAAGGGAGGCAUAUUAGUUUUCAGCUGUCCGUCCGUCCGUUAGUUAGUUAGUUAGUUCAUCACAAUGUUAACUUUUUGCAUGAAGGCACUUUACUCGCGAACCACUGCACCCAGGACCUUCAAACUUCACAUGCUGAUAGUACUUAUUGAGUACACCACCCCUACUGACUUUGGGGCCACCAGGUCAAAGGUCAAGGUCACAGGGGCCAACGUUAACUUUUUGCAUGAAGGCACUUUACUCGCAAACCACUUCACCCAGGACCUUCAAACUUCACAUGCUGAUAGUACUUAUUGAGUACACCACCCCUACUGACCUUGGGGUCACCAGGUCAAAGGUCAAUGUCACGGGCGAACGUUAACUUUUUGCAUGAAGGCACUUUACUCGCGAACCACUGCACCCAGGACCUUCAAACUUCACAUGCUGAUAGUUCUUAUAGAGUACACCACCCCUACUGACUUUGGGGUCACCAGGUCAAAGGUCAAGGUCACAGGGGCCAACGUUAACUUUUUGCAUGAAGGCACUUUACUCGCGAACCACUGCACCCAGGACCUUCAAACUUCACCUGCUGAUAGUACAUAUUGAGUACACCACUCCUACUGACCUUGGGGUCAACAGGUCAAAGGUCAAUGUCACAGGGGCCAACAUUAACUUUUUGCAUAAUGGCACUUUACUCGCGAACCACUUCACCCAGGACCUUCAAACUUUAACUGCUGCUAGCACUUUAUGAGUACACCAACCCUACUGAAAUUGGGGUCACCAGGUCAAAGGUCAAGGUCUCAGGGGCCAAUGUUAACCUUUUGCAUGAAGGCACUUUACAUGUGAACCACUGCACCCAGGACCUUCAAACUUCACAUGCUGAUAGUACUUAUUGAGCACACCACCCCUACUGACUUUGGGGUCACCAGGUCAAAGGUCAAGGUGCUGUGGGGGCAUUUGUCACCAUUAGUGACAGCUCUUGGUUUCUUUUUUUUAGGUAAGAGUGGGUAAGUUUAAAUACCUUCGAUAGGAAGGUUGAAUAUAGUUUUAAAAGAUUUGACUGAUGAUAAACCCAUUUAGACUUGAACCAGAAAAAGGUGUGAUUUCACUGUUUAUUUUAAGCAUUUAUUCAGCAAUGGAUCUCAGUUCUGGUUAGGAUGAGAAAUCAGGCAGAUAAACUGGACACAAAUAUAAACUGCACACUACAUAAUUUUCAAAACUCUUUGCAAAGCUUUAUUUGAUACACUUCUGGGGCAGGGCCUCAUUUGACACACUUUUCAAGACAUCAUUUUCAAAUCUUUGUAGGGCCACAUUUGAUACUCUUUGUAAGACCUCAUUUUAUUCUCUGUAGGGCCUCAUUUGAUCUAUCAUUGUAGGACUUAUUUGAUAGGCUUUGCAGAACCUAAAUUAAACUAAUGUAGAAAACAGCUUUUCUGGAGUUGUAUUGAAAAUCUCAGACCUGUUCCCUGCAGAUUUGCUAUUUGUCAUGUCACUUUAAUAUUGUGAUUUCAUGUUCAUAAGCAUUCAGAUCUCAUAGUUUGUUCUUUUUGUUAAGAAAUAAUGAUGAUUGAUAGUUUAACCUAUAGCCUGCUGGUGGCAAGUGAUUCUGCCUUUAGGACAUGCAGGCUGAUCAUGCUGUUCAGUCAGUAAAUUUUUGGAUGAUAAAUGGUUCAGCCCAAAUUGAAAGGUAGACCAGUCCAUUUUAGAAAUUUAGCAGGGUAAAGGUUUUGACUAUUUUAAAUAUGGGUGUUGUAUUGUUGGUGAAUAUUACCAAAUAUGGUACCGUAGUUAACCUUUACCCUGCUAAAUUUCUAUAAUGAACUUGUCCAUCUUUCAAUUUAGAGAGUGCCAUUAACUGUUAAAAUGGGCACUGUCUGAAUAGUGAACAGUGCAGAUCAUGAUCAGUUUGCACGGACGUGCAGGCUGGUCUUGGUCUGCACUGGUCGCAAAGGCAGAAUCUUUUGCCGCCAGCAGGCUAAGGGUUAAUUAUUUUAAAAUUUACUGUAAACAAAAUAUCUCCAAAAUAUGGUUGUCCAAUGUCUGGUUUUACAUUCCUUACAUAAUAGAAAUAAAGGUUGUAUACAUUCCAUUUCAGAUUCUACACUUAGUCUUAUGAUAUCUUACUACUGAAUUUGUGUAUGGGCUUUUUUGCAUAUUUUGUACUUGAUACUUUGAUAAAAACCUUUUGCUGUUGUUGUCGUCAGUCAUUUUCUAAGCAUUUAUUCCAUAUCACCAUCAAAGGUGAAUGCAUCCAUUCCAUGAUUGUAUUUAUUUGUGAUAUUUGUAUUUUAUUUUUAAUGACUCAUAUUUACGCAGUGCCAGUUUAAUGUACACAGGUAAGGCCUAAAAAAAAAAUUCUUUGUUUCCGGUAACAUGCUAAAAAAAUUAGGGUAGGUAGGUCGGAAUUUUUUUUUUUUUUAAUUUUUUUUUAUUGACUUUUCGGAAAUUAUUUUUGUGUCAAAAAAUGAAUACAAAUUAGUGGGUUAUGCCUUUAGAGCAUUAGUAAGUUGAUUUCUAACAUCACUGGCCAUGUUUAAAGCAUAAAAAGUGCAGUUUUGCUACUUUUUAUUAAAAGUUGAAAAAAAUAUUCUCCAAGACUAUAAAAACAUUUAGGGUCGGGCCAAAAAUUUAGGGUCGGGCCAAAAAUUUAGGGUAGGUCGGGAUACUGGAAACAAACAAUUUAUUUUUUUUUACGCCUAAUGUAUUCACAACUUUCUUUUUUAUUAAGAUUCGAAAUUACUGUAAUUAUUGUUAAGUUUUCAAACAUCAGUAUAUUGACACAAAACUAGAAUCAUUAUUCAGGUAAAAAAAAACUGAUAUGCAAGUCACAACAUUUGCAAGAAACAUGAAUAUGCAGAUCAUUACCUUAGCUUGGUAGAUAUGGAGGUCAUGACCUUUAUUUGAAAUGUGGAUAUGGAGGUCAUGACCUUUGCUUAAAGUAUUGAUAUUGAGGUCAUGAGCUUUGUUUGAAGUAUGGAUAUGGAGUCAUAACCUUUACUUUUAAGUAGUUCUACGUGUGAAGUAAUGGUGUAAGGUCGUUUAUUUGAAUAACAGCCUGGACUCUGAAUACGGAAAUGAAAAUCUGUGAGUAAAUUUAUUAAAACAACAAUGUUUUAUCUGUUUAAAGAUAAAAUACGGUGUUAAAACAUGAUACAUUAAAAAAGUCCAAAUAAUGUUUUGAAAUCAGCUUGAAAUGUGAAUAUCUCUUCAAUCAUGGGCAUAGAUUUCAAGAAACAAGCACAUGGACAUAAAAAUUAUACAUUUUAUUUUACCAUAUUAUAGAACCUAUGUUGAUUUAUACCUGUGAGAAGUUUCAUUAAAAUCAAGACUUAGUGUAGAAAAAAAUUCUAUUUGCAAAAAUGAUAUCAAAAUUGUGAUUUUCCCAUGGACUUCCAUUAUGAAAAUUUGUUUAAAGUUCAAAUUUUUUCAAGUCAGUGUAGCAAACAAUCGGGCACACAAGCCUAUAUUUAUUACUUGCUGAAAUUUCAUAGUACUUUCUGAUUUUUUGAGAAAUUUGGAUUUAAUAAAAUUCUACAAUAUAGAAAAAUCUUCGAUCUGAACAUGCAGAACUGCCUUAGGUAUUGCUUUGGAGGUCAUGACCUUUGCAUGAGAUAUGGAUGAUUUUACCUUGCUUGUGUAAGCCAUGAUCUUUGCUUGAAGUAUGGACAUGUUUAAAAUAUGAAUAUAAGGGUUAUGACCUUUGUUUUAAAUAAGGAAACUUAAUACAACAUGUUGAUAUUUUAUAACCACACCUAGUAUUUAUUUGUGAAUUCUGAAAUGUACAAUGAAUAUUUAUGUUGAACAGAAUUAAUCAUUUUAUGCAAAACAAAAUUUCAGGUAUGAAUUUGGUUAGUGCAAUGUAUUUACAUAUAGAUGUUCAGUUAAUGUAGUCAUCAUAGUUAUGUUGUGAUAAAAUGUCAUGUUUUGUAUGAAAUAAAGGAUAUCACAGAUGUCA
Mercenaria mercenaria is the source of this 12227-nucleotide messenger RNA. RefSeq lists its product as uncharacterized. Gene Ontology annotation, molecular function: protein-membrane adaptor activity; protein binding. NCBI's taxonomy places the organism in Eukaryota, Metazoa, Mollusca, Bivalvia, Venerida, Veneridae. Gene Ontology annotation, biological process: nucleus-vacuole junction assembly. The transcript is spliced from 14 exons. The record is from RefSeq and is a predicted model, not a curated record. Bases 113 to 1930 code for a protein of 605 amino acids.